AUGAGCUCGAGGUCGGAGCAGCUGGGAAUCGACAAGGCCUACCUGCUGAGACGGAUUGCCUCUCUUGAGAGGGGGGCCUCUGCAUCCCCUCGAGACAGGAGGGAGGUGGACGAAGCCCAGGUCCUGGUGGAGUCCCACGCCGCCCCCACCCUGGACCUGCACCAGCUCUCUGGAAAGUGGCGCAUGCUGUACACCACCGCCCGCGACGUCAUCCCCCUGGUGCGCGCCAACACGCUGCCCUCCUUCCUGCCCCAGCCCUUGCGCGUGGGCCCCAUCUUUCAGGAGUUUGAUGAUCGGGGCGGCGUGCGCAACGUCAUAGAGGCCGAGGCCCUGCUGCCGCCCGGCAGGGGCACGCGCCUGACCUUCCAGGUGGAGGCCCGCUACCAGCGCCGCGGACCACGCUCCCUGGGCCUGCGCUUCGUGGCCGCCGGGGUCCCGCACCUGGAGCCCAGCGCCUCCCUGCGCGCCUUCCUGGCCCCGGCGCUGGCGCCGCGCGGCUGGUGGACCCACCGCCUCCUCCUCGCAGCGCAGCAGGCACACAUCAGGGUGCCGCUCGUGCCGCCGCCGAUCCUGGAUGCCUUCUCAGCGCAGCAGGGCGAGUACCUGCUGAGCUACCUGGACGACACCAUGCUCAUCGGGCGCACCAAGGCAGGAGGCGGCACCUUCAUCUUCUCCCGCGAGCCUGAUAUCGGCGACCGCCUGCUGGAGCAGGAGAGCAGGAGCCUGGGACCCAUCAGCCAGCGAUGA
Molecule: messenger RNA, 747 nt
Organism: Auxenochlorella protothecoides
Lineage: Eukaryota; Viridiplantae; Chlorophyta; Trebouxiophyceae; Chlorellales; Chlorellaceae
Product: putative plastid-lipid-associated protein 10, chloroplastic
Exons: 3
Coding region: 1-747 (248 amino acids)
Source: RefSeq, a predicted model, not a curated record